AUGGGCAAGUUGAGUUCUCUUCUUUCAAUGUGGGAGAAGAAAGCAGAAUCGAAUAAUAAUAACACUGCUUCUAACAUUCCACCAAAACGAACAAUUUUCAAGAAACCAACUAGUUCUGAUGAUAACCAACCACAGAAUAUUCAAACUAUUCCGGACGAAAGUAGUAAACCAUCAAAUAUCAUCAUUAAUGAAAAUAUUCGAAACGAAACAAUCACUUCUAAUGAUCAAUCAAAUUCUAUUGAACCAUCAGCUCCACCACAAGAAGAAACUCACACAACAUUGGAAGAAUCUCAAGACGAAACAACAUCAACUAUUGUUCCACCACAAGAAGAAACUCCUUCAGCACCAUUGGAAUCUCAAGACGAAUCCUCUAUUGUUGUUGAAGAAUUACCUUCAUCAUCCAUUGUAGAAUCAUCAACAGAAAAUUCCUUGGAAGAAACCUCUCAAGUAGUAGACGAAACUAUUCCAGAAGAAACCUCUGAAACUAUUCCACAACAACAAGAAGAAGAAGAAACCAUUUCCACACAAGAAAUUCCACAGCAAGAACAAGAAGAAACCACUCCUCAAAUUCCAGACGAAACUACCGAAACUAAUCAAGAGGAAAUUCCACAAGAUGCAACCAAACAAGGUGAAUUUUUAGUUUCUCUCUCCGAAUUGAAAGCAAUUGUUUCAUCCUCUCCAAUGUCAAGCUCACUCCAACCCAUUCAACGACAAUUAGAUUUGAUUUUACAACAAAAUAAUUGUCAAACAAGAGAUGAGCUACCAUCUACUGUAGCAUUUACAUUUGACAGUUUGAAAACAACUCUUGAUUUAUAUAUGGAUAAUAUAUUUACAAUUAAUUCGAUUAUUUCUUCUGUUUUGCAAGUGAUGGCACUUGGAAAAGUGACAGAUGAUUUAAGAUUGGUUGUGAAAGUAUUGUUGAGACAUUGUCAUUUGAUUGAAAAGCAAGAUUCGAAUAUUAUUACACUCUUUUCAUUGUUUAUUCAAAUGGCAUUUGGAACUCAGGAAAAAAUUGACCUAUUGUUGGAUAUUUUGAGGAAUGAUAAUAUGAAUCAAUUGGUAAUUAAGUAUGGAGCUAGUGAAACUUCAAAGGCAGUUUUGGGAGCUGUAUAUCCAACAUUGGCCAAGGUAGAUUUCAAAAUGUUUUUCCAAAGAUAUUCCAAAGUUUAUUUUGCAGCCAAAUUGCCAGCAACUGUCUGUGCUAGUUAUUGUGCACAGGUCUAUAAGGAGGCAGCCAAAUAUCCAGAAUAUGUGGAGCCAUUCAUUGAAGAGGCUGUUGUUACAUUGGGAGAUUUAAUCAAGCUGAGAAAUGAACCAAUUGAAAGACUUUUCUGUAAUGGAUUGUAUAAUAUGGUUAAGGAUAAUCCAGAAAAGUUUUUCAAUAGUGAAAAAUAUGAUUUCUAUGAGACAUCAAUCAAUGAGAGUAAGAAACUCUUGUUUGACAGCAAUAAGACCUACAUUGAAGAAUUAUUUGAUUUGAAGAAGAAUUUGCAAAGUGGAGAUGACGAUUCACAAGCAGGUGAAGAUUUCAUUCUCCUCAUUGAAUUUAAUGGAAAGAAGAAGAAGACUAAGGAAUCUGGAAAUAUCACUUUUGCAUUACUUGUCAAGUCCAUUCUUGAAAAGUUCCAAAUCCAAGAAGAACAUCAAAGCAUGAAUGAAUUGUUUGAUAGGGGAGUUAUUGUAGAAUACUUUGAAGAUUCUAUCAAUGAUUGGGUUGAAUUAGAGAGAAUUGAAGAUAUUCCUAGAUCACCAAAAGUUGCCAAGAUUAGAAUUAUUAAGGAAGAAAUCCAAGUCAACCAAAUCAGUCAAAUUAUUGAAAGAAACACUAAUAUUCAGUUGGUCAAUGACAAGUAUCAAAUCUUGAAACGUAUUGGUAAGGGUGGUUUCGGUAGUGUUUAUUCUGCCAAUGCCUAUUCCUCAACAGAGACCAAACCAUCUCUUUGUGCCCUUAAAUACAUUGAAAUUGACAGUAUUGUAAACUUUAACAGAUCCAUGAGAGAAGGUAUUCAAAUGUUGCAAUUGGAUCACGCAAACAUUGCCAGAAUUUCAGAUGUCUUUGAAGUUCAAAGCUCUGACAUUGGUAUUAUGGGUGUUGAAACAAAGAGAUAUCUUUGUUUCGCCAUGCCAUUGUACAGUCAUGGUGACUUGUAUGAGCUUGUUAAGAAUCAAUCUCAAAUCAUUACUGAAAAGUUAUUGGGCUCAAUUAUGAAACAAUUGAUGGAUUCCUUGACCUAUUUACAUGAAGAAUAUUCAAUUGUCCACAGAGAUAUCAAACCUCAAAACGUCUUGAUUGAAUCCAUUGAUUUGGCUAACAAGACACUCAAACCAAUCUUGUCUGAUUUUGGUUUGGCUAAGACUUUACUCAAAACUGAAACUCAAGUUGCAGGUACUGCAAGUUAUAUGAGUCCUGAAAUGUCAAGUAGAAGAGGAUACAACCUCUCAACAGAUAUCUGGUCGAUGGGAGUCAUGUUCUACCAAUUACUUUCAUUUGAUUUUAAUACUGAUGUGAAAGGAAAAGUCCAAAAUGGUGAAUUCGACUUUUUGACCACCCAAAUCGAGAGAACUUGGUCUGGACAAGAUUUGGAAAUUAUUACCUCACUUAAAAAACUCACAUUUGACAUGUUAAAUUUGGAUCCAGAUUCAAGACCAACUGCCAAACAAGCUUUUGAAGCAUUGGCUUCCUAUUAAAAUCCUUUUCUCUUUCU
This is a messenger RNA of Naegleria gruberi, 2705 nucleotides long. RefSeq lists its product as uncharacterized. Bases 1 to 2688 code for a protein of 895 amino acids. Gene Ontology annotation, biological process: protein phosphorylation. Gene Ontology annotation, molecular function: protein kinase activity; ATP binding. NCBI's taxonomy places the organism in Eukaryota, Heterolobosea, Eutetramitea, Acrasida, Naegleriidae. The record is from RefSeq and is a predicted model, not a curated record. The transcript has 2 exons.